Boleophthalmus pectinirostris (great blue-spotted mudskipper) is the source of this 961-nucleotide messenger RNA. Its product is annotated as N-acetyllactosaminide alpha-1,3-galactosyltransferase-like. Gene Ontology annotation, molecular function: hexosyltransferase activity. Gene Ontology annotation, biological process: carbohydrate metabolic process. Gene Ontology annotation, cellular component: vesicle; Golgi apparatus; membrane. The record is from RefSeq and is a predicted model, not a curated record. The coding region runs from base 1 to 930 and encodes 309 amino acids. The transcript has 3 exons. NCBI's taxonomy places the organism in Eukaryota, Metazoa, Chordata, Actinopteri, Gobiiformes, Gobiidae.
AUGGCGGUGCUUAUCUACGUGGGGCGAAGAGUUCUGCGCUGGUCCUUUCGCCUGCGGUCACUCGACGGAGUACGUAUACGCACCCCUGGGGCCCGGACUGCAGUCGUGACCCAGACCGAGUGGAAGGCUCCCAUCAUGUGGGAGGGCAUGUGGGACCCUCUGGAGUACGACCGGGCCCACCAGCAGAACCAGACCGCUGUGGCCCUCACCGUGUUCGCCGUGGGAAGGUAUCUUGAUGCCUACCUGGAGAAAUUCCUUGUAUCUGCAGAGAAGUACUUCAUGGUUGGAUUACCCGUCAUGUUUUACGUUUUCACCGACGAACCGGAGAAAGUCUCCUUGAUCCCCAUGGGCUCCCAACGCAACAUGCGCGUCAUCAAAGUGGAGCGGCAUUCCCGAUGGCAGGACAUCUCCAUGAUGCGGAUGAAAACUAUAUCCGAACUCAUCAUUUCGGAGAUUCAGUACCUGUACCCUUACGUUUUUUGUUUCGACGUGGACCAAGUAUUCACCGGGCGGUUUGGGUCCGAAGCUCUGGGGGAAUCGGUCGCCCUUCUCCACGCUCAUUAUUACAAGUUGCCAAAGAACCGGUUCACUUACGAUCGCAACCCGAAGUCCAAAGCGUGCAUGGAAACCGGGGACUUCUACUACCACGCGGCGAUUUACGGAGGAACAUGGGAGAACGUGAAAAAGAUCGCCGACGAGUGCCUGGCCAACAUCAUGGAGGAUAAGAAGAACGACGUGGAGGCGCUUUGGCACGACGAAAGCCAUUUGAACAAGUAUUUUUGGCUCCAUAAACCGACCAAGCUGCUGUCUCCCGAGUACUGUUGGGAUCAGUACCUUCCCAAGCAGGAUAUCAUUGUAAUGCGCUUAGUUUGGGCGAUAAAAGACUAUGGAAGAUUGAGGAUUUCGUCACAAGAUUCAAAGGAGAAAUGAAGGACUGUUUGCACUGGCCUUUAUUGAUUUU